AUGGAGGAGAGCUCUAAAGCAUAUGUUCACUCCAUCUCGGGAGCCGGCCGACUUCUCCCUUCGGCGGGCCGCUGGAAUUCUAUAGAAGUCGACUUCGGCUUGAUUCCAACUUCAUCAUACUCCAAGGAAGCCUCCCCCUUGAUGUACACCAAAUCCUAUGAUUUUAGGCUCAGCGUACAGGACAAGUCUCACCUCAAGCGCUUCAUCUAUAUCGUCAUCUCUUUGAUCCUCGUCGCUGCCGCAGCAGCUCUGUUGACAGCUUUGUUAACUCGUAAACAUGCUGGUGGUGGCUCCUUGAGCGGUCUUCCUCUCGCUCUGGACAAUGCUCUUCUGUUCUUCGAUGCUCAGAAAUCUGGGUUUCUUCCGAAGAGCAAUCCCGUGAAGUUUCGGGGUAAUUCCGGUCUGCAUGAUGGUGAAUGGAAACAAGACAAUACUAGUCUAGUUGGAGGAUUCUAUGAUUCUGGGAACAACAUCAAGUUCAGCUUCACUACAGCAUACACCAUCACUCUGCUAAGUUGGACUGUGAUUGAGUACAGUCACAAGUACGCCGCGAUCGGUCAGCUCGAACAUGUAAUGGACAUCAUCAAGUGGGGAAGCGAUUAUUUGCUCGAACUGCUCAUCACAUCCACCUCCAGCUCUGAACCAGAAUCUCUGUUCUCUCAGGAAAGAGGUGCAAAUGAUGAUGAUAAAGUUGAUAAUGACAUCGCGUGCUGGCAAAGGCCUGAAGACAUGACAUAUCCAAGACCCGUGUUCAAAUGUAAAAGCUCGACCUCGGAUCUAGCAGGGGAAAUCAUUGCAGCACUUGCCGCAGCAUCUCUAGUUUUUGAUCAAGAGGAUUCCAACUACUCCACACGACUAGCUCAAACCUCUCAAACACUAUAUGAGUUCGCUACCAAGAAUCACAUCAAAGGGACCUACAGUGAAGACAAAGAUUGUGGAGUGCAAGCAGCCAACUUGUACAACUCUUCCAGCUACAAGGACGAGCUGGUCUGGGGAGCCACAUGGUUAUUUCUUGCCACCGGAAACUUUACGUACCUAUCGUAUGCGACCGAGAAUUUUGAGGCGGCGGUGGAGGAAGCGUUACCAUCUGAUUCCGGGGUUUUCUACUGGAACAACAAAGUUGCAGCCAAUGCAGUUUUGUUAACCAGGUUGAGAUAUCUUCGUGACCCCGGCAAUCCUUAUGAGCCAACGCUAAAGACUUGCUCAGAUAUGGCUAAUAUGAUCAUAUGCUCGUAUCUUUCUACGCCCAACAAGUUCAGCAUGACACCAGGUGGCUUGAUCAUCCUGCAGCCUAAUAAAAGUGCACCACUCCAUUUCGCAGCAACUGCUGCCUUCCUCAGUAAAAUCUACGGUGACUAUCUUAACAUCAUUAACAUCCCAGGUGCAAGCUGUGGUUCUGAAUUUUUCUCCCGGGAAAGGCUGCAGAACUUUGCUAGAUCACAGGUGAACUACAUGCUGGGUGACAACCCUAUGAAGAUGAGCUAUUUGGUUGGAUUUGGAGACCACUUCCCAGAACAUGUCCACCAUAGAGCUGCGUCGAUCCCUUGGGAUGGCCAUAACUACAGUUGCUCCCAGGGCAAACGAUGGAGAGACGCCAAGGAAUCCAACCCAAAUGUCUUGCUUGGGGCCGUGGUGGCUGGUCCAGAUGAGGAUGAAGGCUUCCUGGAUAUAAGGAACAGGCCAGAAUACACUGAACCCACCAUCGCAGGCAACGCUGGUGUAGUUGCAGCUCUCGUUGCGCUCGUUGAUGAACCGAUCACUCCAAGGACGAAUGGAGUAAUCGGCGGCAUGGAUCGAGACAAGAUCUUUUCUAAGAUUAAUUCUUAG
Musa acuminata subsp. malaccensis (wild Malaysian banana) is the source of this 1827-nucleotide messenger RNA. RefSeq names its product endoglucanase 25-like. Lineage: Eukaryota; Viridiplantae; Streptophyta; Magnoliopsida; Zingiberales; Musaceae. Gene Ontology annotation, molecular function: hydrolase activity, hydrolyzing O-glycosyl compounds. Gene Ontology annotation, biological process: carbohydrate metabolic process. The record is from RefSeq and is a predicted model, not a curated record.